Molecule: messenger RNA, 609 nt
Organism: Macroventuria anomochaeta
Lineage: Eukaryota; Fungi; Ascomycota; Dothideomycetes; Pleosporales; Didymellaceae
Product: CFEM-domain-containing protein
Exons: 2
Coding region: 1-609 (202 amino acids)
Source: RefSeq, a predicted model, not a curated record
AUGAAGACCUUCGCCGUCGUCUCUCUCGUCGCCCUGGCCUCCGUCGCCUCCGCCCAACUCGACAACAUCCCCUCCUGCGCCCUAAACUGUUUCAUCGGUCCUCUCACCUCCGACGGCUGCUCGUCGCUCACCGACUUCGCCUGCCACUGCAAGCAAGGCACCACGCUGCUCGCUUCGGUCCAACCCUGCGUCAAGGGCGCCUGCUCCGCCGCUGACCAGCAGACUACCAUCAAUGCUGUUAAGUCGACUUGCGCCGACGCUGGUGUCCCGAUCGAGAUUCCCGACGCUUCGUCCGCUGCCAGCUCAGCUGUUGCUAGCGCUACGAGCGCGGCUGCGUCUGCUGCGAGCUCUGCGGCGGCGAGUGCGUCCGCUGCUAUCUCCAGCGCUUCAUCCGCUAUUGAGUCGGCUGCGUCCAGUCUGAGCAGUGCUGCUUCUGCGGCUUCUAGCUCGGCUGCUAAUACUACUUCUGCUGUUAGCUCUGCUGCUAGUUCCGCCACUGGUAGUGCUACUGCCUCCGCCCCCUCUAGCCAGUUCACUGGUGGUGCCGCUCAGGCUACUCAGGCUGCUGGUCUUCUUGGUGCUGCUGCCCUGGCUAUCCUUGCUUUGUAA